CAGGAACUCCCCGCAUAAUUAGGUACAGAGAUUUAAUUUUCCCUUUCUCUCUCGUUUCCUAUUACCACUUUAUUUUCUCCAAAAAAAAACUUCAAUUGGAAUACUCCACGCUCUCUUCUACGAAACACCCACGUUUGCGUUUACAUUUACACUACAUCUCAUCUAUAUUGCAACAUGGGCGGCUGUUUCUCUUCAAAUCAAGGCAUGGGCGGUGGUGGCCUCGGACCGCGCCCACACCAAGGCGGCGGCGGGUUAAGCAACGUGGUGGGCAACGCCCUGAAUGGCGGAGGUGGUGGUGGAGGUAGAUACGGGGGAGGAGGUCAUGGGGGCGGGUUAGGCGGCGUGGUAGGGAACGUGCUGAACAGCGGAGGUGGUGGACAUCAUGGCGGUGGACAUCAUGGUGGUGGAGGAGGUGGUGGUUUAGGCGGCGUGGUAGGGAAUGUGCUGAAUAGUGGUGGUGGCGGACACCAUGGAGGUGGAGGAAUGGGUGGUGGUGGUGGUGGUGGUUUAGGGGGCGUGGUAGGUAGUGUCCUAGGCGGAGGUGGCUCCGGCGGACAUCAUGGCGGAGGGGGUGGUUAUGGGGGUAGCCAUGGAGGUGGUGGCUUUGGAGGGCACCAAGGAGGCCAUUAUGGAGGAGGUGGUGGCCUUGGGGGCAUGGGUGGUGGAGGAGGAUACGGAGGCAAUGGCGGAGGCUUUGGUGGAAUGGGUGGUGGUUCUGGAGGAGGCUUCUCUGGACCUGGUGGUGGCGGAUUCGGUGGCAGUGGAGGGAACUAUGGAGGGAACUAUGGAGGGUCUGGGGGUGGUGGAUAUGGGGGAUCUGGUGGUGGCUUCGGAGGCCCAGGGGGUGGUCGAUGGUAAUCAUUUCACGAAGGCCGACUUCAAUCACCAGAUAUCAUUCCUGACAUGACUCUACGAUAUUGUCCCGGUAGCCAGUGGACUGGUCUCAACCCUCCUCCCUCUUAUCUGCCGAUUUCGCAUACAACUUCGCCUACAUACCCCGAGCUGCCGCAUAUUGUCUGGAGGAUACGAAUGUUCAACCGAGACAGUAUAGAACAUUAUUCUGGAUGGCCCUGAGUAUAUAUUAGUAGAUCAGAUACAGGGGUCCCUUUUAGAGUUUAAUUUUGGAGUGGGAUAUACUAUAGAUUCUACAAAAGUUGCUUGCUGUGCAAUGUUCUAUAUGCACUACCGUAACCAGAACGAACAAAACGCACCAAUCCCCAAGACCAUCCCAAGAGCAGUAUUCCCAACCACC
Molecule: messenger RNA, 1252 nt
Organism: Aspergillus versicolor CBS 583.65
Lineage: Eukaryota; Fungi; Ascomycota; Eurotiomycetes; Eurotiales; Aspergillaceae
Exons: 1
Coding region: 175-858 (227 amino acids)
Source: RefSeq, a predicted model, not a curated record